UCUACUUCCUACCUGAUCCAGACACCCGAUGAAAGCCAUGGACGCCGCCGGCAAGAGCUCCGUGACGUGCGUCGACUUCUGGGCCAACGGGUUUGGCAUGCGGAUGCGGAUCGCGCUGCGCGAGGUAGGCGUGGCGUUCGAGUACGUCGAGGAGGACCUCCGCGUCUGCGAGAGGAGCGAAUUGGUGCGGCGCAUGAACCCCGUCCACCGCUCCGUGCCCAUCCUGAUCCACCGCGGCCGUCCGGUCUGCGGCUCCCUCAACAUCCUGGAGUACAUCGACGAGGUCUGGAGUGCACUGGGCGAGACCCGCCGCUUGCUCCCCGGCGACCCGGCGGACAGGGCGGACGCCAGGGUUUUCCCAGUGUUCCCUGCUCAGACAAGGUUCCUGAAGAGCAAGGGUGAGGAGAAAUACGCGGCCAAGGAAGAGCUGGUUGAGCAACUCAAACGCCUAGAUGAGGUGCUCGGGGACAAGGCAUUUUUUUCUGGUGACGCAUUUGGGUUCUUGGACGUCGUCCUCAUCCCAUUUUCAAGCAUGUUCCGUGGGUACGAGCAGCAUGGAGGGUUUGACCUCGAGGUGGAGUGCCCCAACCUCAUGCGAUGGGUGAAGAGGUGUAAGGAGAGGGAGAGCGUAAGAGCUGUUCUUCCGGAUGAGACGAAGAUGUACGAAUUACACAAGGAGUGGUACGGUAUUGAGUAAAGAAGCCGGCUUCAGUAGCUGCAUUAUUCCUGAAUUUAUUUCAGUAUUUUCGGCGAUGCGUUUUUAGUGAGAGGAGAUGUUCCCGUCGACGACAAGGCGCCUACGGUGACUUCGUAAAUCUUAAGAUGAUAUGCCGGCUCGGUCUCUCGGAGGUGCUCAUAGGGAUAGGGUGUGCGUGCGUGCGUUCAUAGAGGUGAGUGUAUGCGCGUGUAUAUGAGCGCUUGUGUCUGUACUGAUGCUCAAAAAAGUAGCUGCAGCUGAAUUAAUCUAGCCCUCUACGUAUGAGCAGUUAA
This is a messenger RNA of Triticum urartu, 990 nucleotides long. The record is from RefSeq and is a predicted model, not a curated record. NCBI's taxonomy places the organism in Eukaryota, Viridiplantae, Streptophyta, Magnoliopsida, Poales, Poaceae.